Molecule: messenger RNA, 739 nt
Organism: Petromyzon marinus (sea lamprey)
Lineage: Eukaryota; Metazoa; Chordata; Hyperoartia; Petromyzontiformes; Petromyzontidae
Source: RefSeq, a predicted model, not a curated record
CCCUCACCCCCCCACGUCGCGCCCCGCCCCUCCCGCGAGUCGCCGCCAAGAUGGCGGACUUGGAGGCGGUUCUGGCCGAUGUCAGCUACCUCAUGGCCAUGGAGAAGAGCAAAUCGACUCCGGCUGCUCGCGCCAGCAAGAAGAUCGUCCUGCCCGAGCCCAGUAUUCGCAGCGUGAUGCAGAAGUACCUGGAGGAGAGGGGAGAGGUGGCGUUUGAGAAAAUAUUCAAGCAGAGAAUCGGUUAUCUCCUCUUCAAAGAAUUUUGUGAAAACGUGGUGGACGAACCGGUACCACAACUCCAGUUCUACGAAGAGAUCAAGGAGUAUGAGAAGCUGGACUCUGAGGAUGAACGUCUCCAGCGGAGCCGGCAAAUCUACGACAAAUACAUCAUGAAGGAACUUCUCUCAUCCUCACACCCCUUCUCCAAAAAGGCGGUGGACCACGUCCAGACUCACCUGAGCAGACGACUCGUACCUAGCGCCCUGUUCCAGCCGUAUAUCGAAGAGAUAUGCAGCAGUCUACAGGGAGAGAUCUUUAAGAAAUUCAUAGACAGUGAGAAGUUCACGCGGUUCUGCCAGUGGAAGAACGUGGAGCUGAAUAUUCACCUGACGAUGAACGAUUUCAGCGUCCACCGGAUCAUCGGGCGCGGGGGUUUUGGUGAAGUCUACGGCUGCCGUAAGGCCGACACGGGAAAGAUGUGAGACUCCUCACCCGCACGCUCACCCUCACCCACACCCUC